Messenger RNA from Osmerus eperlanus (European smelt), 6078 nucleotides. It is a transcript of the gene scn4ba, whose product is annotated as sodium channel, voltage-gated, type IV, beta a. Gene Ontology annotation, biological process: cardiac muscle cell action potential involved in contraction; regulation of ventricular cardiac muscle cell membrane repolarization; regulation of sodium ion transmembrane transporter activity. NCBI's taxonomy places the organism in Eukaryota, Metazoa, Chordata, Actinopteri, Osmeriformes, Osmeridae. The record is from RefSeq and is a predicted model, not a curated record. Gene Ontology annotation, cellular component: plasma membrane; voltage-gated sodium channel complex. The coding region runs from base 775 to 1476 and encodes 233 amino acids. The transcript is spliced from 5 exons. Gene Ontology annotation, molecular function: sodium channel regulator activity; transmembrane transporter binding.
GUAGCUCUCCUCGUUCUCUCCUUUUUGCGCCGGCAGGAGCGACACACUCACGCACGCACACACACAUCACCAUUCUCCCUGCCUGCCUGCCUGCCUCCCUGCCUCCCGCCUGUCUGCUGCCUGCAUUCUGUGCUGCGCUCUUCGCUUUGCCUGCCUAAAAAACCCUGGCCCGGCUGGCUGGCUGGCUCUGCUCCAGGCUGUUUGUCCCAGCGCACGUCUCUGUCUCUGGGGCUGGACUGAGAGCUCACCUCCCCGGCUGCCUCAAGUCUGGUUCUCCUGAUCUGCAGGCGAGACAGAUCUCUGCUUCGCUACCUGCCGCUCGGGCUGGGACCUCCGCCGACUUGAUAAUCACUGCUGCGUCCCUGUUUGGGAGAGAGUGAUUGAAGAGCAGAGAGGAGAGAGAGAGAGAGAGAGAAGAGAGAGAGAGAGAGAGAGAGAGAGAGAGAGAGAGAGAGAGAGAGAGACUGAAAAAUCUGCGACAUUCAUCCUUCCAUUUUUUUUUUUUUUCUGUCUGUCUGGGAAUGUUCCUCACCGGCCAGAACUCCACCACUUCUCUUUAAAAAUAUAUUUUUCACUCUCUUGUGCUCUACAUCCACGGGUCUCAGCGCAAAGCAGGGGAGCGUUGGAGGGAGGGACUUAGAGAAGAAGCCUUUCCUUCAUCAGUUUGCUCUACCUCAUCAUCUAUCCCACACACUCCACAACCGACAAACACGCUCACACACACACACACACAGAUUGAGGGUAGCUGUAGCGGACGGACAGACAGAAGUGGACAUGAGGAGGACAGGGAGAGAGCGGGCACCCCUGCCCAGGUGUUUACAGACUGGAGAUGUCAUUCACGCCACGCUGGUCAUCUCUCUAAUGCUGGGUGUGUGGUGUGCCCAGGGUCUGGAGGUGUCCACAGGGAAGGUGUCCUUCGUGGAGGCGAUGAACGGCAGCACAGUCCUACUGCCCUGCACCUACGCCAGCUGCAUUGGCAUCAAGAACCUCUACUUCAACUGGCACUACAACGACAAUGGCACCAUGAACAGGCUGUGUGAGGGCAUGAUCCCAUCGGAGGGGAUGGAGCCCAGGGUGUACGUGUACCACGAGAGGGUGGACUUUGUGGGUUCCAGCAAGAUCAACAACAUCUCCAUCCUGCUGUGGAACGUGACCUUCGAGGACGAGGGCGAAUACGUCUGCUUCGCACGCAACCCCAAGGAGAAGAACCGCAACCACAGCGCCAUCUACAGGCUCUACGUGGUCGGGGAGCUGAAAGAGGUGGACACCACCUUAACCACCAUCAUUGUGUCUGUGGUGGGUGGAGUCAUCGGCUUGAUUAUAGUUGUCAUGGUGGUCAAAGCCCUGGUUCAGAACUUCGUGCUCAAGGACCAGGAUAAGAAUAAAGAGUGCCUUGUGAGCUCUUCAGGAAAUGACAACACAGAAAACGGAUUAUCAGGAGCCAAAGGAGACGACAAAGCAACACCAAAGGCAUGAAGACGUCCGUGUGUUUGUAGCCAUGUGUGGACGUGCUGGAUGGAUGACCUUGCACACGUGUAUAUGUACACUUGCAAAUAUGACAGAGCUAGAGAACGAAAUAUAUAUAUAAUAUAUUAUAUAAGCCUACUGUAGGUGAAAAACAAUGUCAUGUAAAAUAUAUAUUUUAGAUUUUGCUUGGGAUUUUGAGGUAGACAAAAGGUGUUCCUGCUGGAUCCAACACAGACCAAUGACCCCUUACGAUUCUGCAAUCUGAAAAUCAGAAUGUAAAACAUUUACGUGAUAUGUCAUAGAAUCAGGCUGUAACCUGGACCAUAGUGAGCCAGCACUUCUCUUGAGAACUGUGGAACCUUCUAGAAUACUCUGAUGUUCUCUUCACUUCUGCACUGACCCACCAGACAGUAUCACCCACAAACUGCCAUAGACUACUGACUGCCAUACUGUAUACAGUAGUUAGCUAGCACAAGAUAUGUAUACAAGAUAUAGGACAAUUCCAACCAGACACAGUCACUGCUCUGACCACACAGAACCCAUGUUCAGUACAACACUGCCCCAUGGCUGCCUGAAGCCAAAACACACUAUUGACUCAUGGUCCUGGUCCAGGUACUGGUUUUAGUUCUAGAUCUGGACUUGGACCUGGACCUGAGUCCUGGGUCCUGGGGUCUGUUUGUGGUUCUGGUCCAGGUUCUGAGGAAGCUCUAAAGACUGUUAGAGGAAGUGGAAGGGUUCCAUCAGGGUCAGGGGUCACAGCCUGGGAGUUUAGGUCCAGAUUCAGGGUUCCAGUCAGUUGCUACGACUGGGCAGAGAGAGGAGAGGUCAUUGGAUCAUGUGUUGGAUCUGGCCAAGCACUUUUCUGAUCUGACUGAUUUAUUGAUUCUUUUUAUUAUUUUGCUUUAGAUGAAACACAGGUGCCUGGUUUUGCUUUUAGCUCCCUUUGUGUUAGGGAGGAAUGACACUGCUAUAAAACACCCCUUCCAAAUUCUCGAGUACUCACCCCUUCAAAAGACAAUCCCUGGAAACAAACCUCCAUAUAGAGAAGAAUUACUUUUAUUUGCUGCUUUAAUAAUAACUAACAAAUGAUUUUUUUUAGCAUGUGUUCUGUUUUUUAUGUGUAGCACAUAGCAGCUAUGAUAUCGGGUUUACCUGAGAGAAGUGUCAUAGAUGGGGGCCGAUGACGUUUGAACUUAAGCUGACCUGUGGGAGCAGAAUGCCCCCCCCCACCCGACCCACCAGCCGGGUCAGGAAUCACACGAAUAUCCUGUUCCUGCUGGGGGUUCUGUCUGUUGUUUACAAAGUGACUCACGUGCAUCUCAACCAAGUCACCUUCCCUUGAAGUGAACCUAGGUGGGUUUAUAGAAAGAAACUCUGUAAAUAAUCCUGUAAAAGUGAACCCUGUCGUGUGACCAGCAGCACAAGGUGAAGACAGAGAUGCUGCUGGUUCUACUUUCGGCUCUGUCGUGGUCUGUUGGUUUAGAAUCGAAGACGCCAUGGAAUUUAUACAUACCCCUAUUUAUACAUACACUACACAGUGUAGUUGGAGUAACCUGAGUAUUAUCGUAGCUGCAGUAUACUGUCAGUAUUGUUGAACGUCCAUUAGGCAAGCUUUAACAUUUUGAUUGUGGUGACAUUUAUUUGAGCUUAAUUUCACCAGACUGUAGACAGUAAGGAAUAAUGUAAUGAUUUAGCAUAAGCUUUGAUCCAAAGUGACAUGCGAGGGGGGGACAGGGGGACUUGAACCUGAAACUCUUUGACCUGCUGUCGAAUGAGAGCCAUACCUUUUGUCCAUGUCACAGAAAGCUACAAAUGUCAAAAGUAUUUCAUAGGUGAUGUUGUUUUGUGGUUUGUGGACUAUUUGGGGGUAACAAUUGUCUGGGUCAACAUUGUAUCAUUAUGUUACCACAUCGCAUUGAUGUCCUUGUUUGUGCUCUAGCUUUUUGUUGGUAGUUAGGGAUGUGAUGGGCUCCUUAUUCAGGUACUUUACUCUUAAUCUCUCCGAUCAUCACCGAUCUAGAAUGUUCUUUAGGGGAGGGGAGGAGCCAGAGGAGAAUACAGGAAGUUUUGUUGUCCUGGUGAGGUUAGGGGAGGGGCCACGGUGAUCCUGAAGGGAGGCAUAGAAUGCCAGUUUCCUGUCUGGGCAAAACAGCUUCCUGUCUGGGCAAUCCAGUUGACUUUUUGGGCUUUGCACCAUCAUCACCGCUAGUUACAAGCAGCCAACAGUUAUUCUGCACCUUGUUUAGGUGAAUGAUGUGUUGAAGCUAAAACAGAAAAACUGUAUCCUGAUGUGACCUCUUAGUAUACAGACUAGGAGAUCUGUGCUUGGGUUUUACCCUGGUGUGUCAACUCUGGUUCCUUCCCUUCUCCCUCCCCCCCUCCCCCCCUUCUCCCUCCCCCCCUCCCCCCCUUCUCCCUCCCUCCCUCCCUCCCUUCCUCUCCCCCUGGGGUAACUGUACACCUUGCAGAAGUUCUUGACUAGCACUUGACUUAACCUGUGAUCAGGAGCUCUGGCCGUGGUGUGGCCAGGAUAAGCUUUUAGCCUGGGCGUUGCCAUACCAACACUCAAAUGUCUGGGGUGACAGAAUUGUGGUAUAGUUUGCUUUACGUUGUGCGGAUGUGUGGUAUGGUGGCGCUCUGCCUGACCUAUGCACGACCUGCCGAAAGGUCAUAGUUCAUCUUCUUGCCUUGGUUUUACCCUAAACAAACCCUGUGAAUGUUAAACACGCAAGGAGGCAAUUUUAGGCUUGAUUGUAUUACCAGAAGCAGCACAUAAACACACACGUGCUCCCCUCUCUCAGUCUCACACACACACAUGCUUAUCUUCUCUCUCUCUCUCUCUCUCUCUCUCUCUCUCUCUCUCUCUCUCUCUCUCUCUCUCUCUCUCUCUCUCUCUCUCUCUCUCUCUCUCUCUCUCUCUCUCUCUCUCUCUCUCUCUCUCUCUCUCUCUCUCUCUCUCUCUCUCUCUCUCUCUCUUACAUAUACACUGUCCUCUCUCUGUCUCUAUGUCUCUCUCUCACACACACACAAAUAGUAUAUUGCCUCCUUGUUUUGCUAGAAAAGUGUUUCUCUGAGUGAAGGAGGGACAUUCAAAGUCCUUUAAGGAAAAGCAAUACUGCUGCCUCGUUCCUGUCAGUGUCACUGUUGGAACAAACUGCUGUGGUCAGGGAUCAUUCAUUCACCACCAAACCAUUCAUGUAUGUCCCAGUUUUAGUUAUUUAGCUGUUUAAUCCUUGUGUGUGUCUUAUAGGACAAAUUGUGUGCUUUUCACUACAAACUUUAGCUGAGGUGGGAUAUUAAGAUAUGUUCCGCCCCCCCCCCGUCUAUCUCUGCUCCAAUCACUGCUCUUCUUUCUAGUAGUAAUGCCUGCUCCAGCCCCUUAUAUUACGAGCAAAUCCACAAGCUCUGAGCUCUGCUGGUCAUGCCUGAUGGCUGCAGCAGAGACGAGCUAGGCCUGUGAGAGGCCAGACGCAGUGGCGCAUCAUAUGCUGCAUGUUUUAUAAUACUGCAUGCAGCUCAACACUGCCCUCUGGUGGCAGCUUCCGGUACUCGAUACACUCAGACAGUCUGACCUUACACUUACCAGGGACACUGUUGGACACCACUGUUGCUCGGCUGGUGGGAACCACCAUGCUGAAGCUAACGGGGCAUCUUCAAAGACAAGCAUUUUUAUUUGUCAUAAAAGAAAAGAAAAUACUUCACAAAAAAUAUGAUACUAUAAAAAUAUUCAAACUAUAUUUUGUUAGAAGUUAGGAUGGGCUCAACCCUACCAGUACAAACUGAAAUCUGGCAGCUGCAGGAUGGGAUUACACUCCAGGUUCCUCCUUUAUAUUUGGAUUGAAGGUAGAUUUGAUAGGAACUACCCUUACUGCCGGAGCAACCACUCCACUGCCAAGCCAGGAGUCUACUGGUCAGCUCCUCACUUCCCACAUUCCACAGCAGAGCAGACCAACAAGGCUGGUCUGGUGUCAGGUCACCUGAUCAAUCUGCCUCCGGUUCUCAACCGGAACCAUGACUUUACGUCUGACCCUGAAUCAGUGAGGUGGAGGUGUCUCAACCUCCACCUCUCCUGCAGAAAUCUCUUUUGCCCAACUGCAUUUUAACCAGGCUGAGAAAGCCCAAGGCCCCAUGUGGUCUAUAUUUAUCUCUUCUUACAAUUGAUGUUCAGGUGACAAAAUGUGAUCAUAUCCCCUAAUAUCGUUUACUGGCCACAUGAUCAGAGAACGCUGGCUGAGGCUUCACUGCUCUUUAGCUCCACACACACACACACACACACACAUUUUGUAGGUGUGCAGUUUGUGAUCGUCUCUCCAUACACAAACAGUGGUCAGUCAGACAGGUGGUCAGACAGACAGGUGGUCAGACAGACAUGUGGUCAGACAGACAGGUGGUCAGACAUGGAGGUCUGGUCUGAAUACACACCACCCUCUCUGUAAUGGGGUCACUGACUGGACUGUCAACACGCUCGCCUGACCACAUCUACAAUGAAAGUCUAACCUUCCUCUGUACCUGUAUUCUGUAUGUUCCUCCUCCUCGUGGCUAUGCACCUCAAAGUAUAUAUAAGGGAAAUACCAGUUUGAAUAAAAAUGACAGAUAAUUGUGAACAUAGAA